Molecule: messenger RNA, 3600 nt
Organism: Striga asiatica
Lineage: Eukaryota; Viridiplantae; Streptophyta; Magnoliopsida; Lamiales; Orobanchaceae
Source: the annotation of a GenBank genome assembly
GUCGCUUUAAGCACACACCCACGUCUGUUCAUGGCUUCACCUUCACCACCUCCAACAAUCCCCAAUCGCUUCCCCAUAAAAUCUCAGCUCAGCCCACGAUUCAAUCACAGAGGUGUUUGCCGCGCCGAGAAUGCUGGCCACGUGUUUGUAAAAAGUCCGGCGAGAAGAAGGCAAAGGAAACGAAAAAAAUGAGGCUGUACGUUUGCUUGCUGGAGGGGAGAGACCUAACGGCGAAGGAUUUUUGUUACGUGAAGCUGCAGGUCGGAAAGUGUAAGUCGAGGAGCAAGGUUUUGAGGAGCGGGGAGAAGUUGAUUUGGAACGAGGAGUUCUUCUUCAGGGUGCACGAUUUGGAGGACGAGCUCGUUGUGUCCGUGUGCAGGCACGACGGCGAUCGCGAGCAGCACGGGCUUUUCGGUGCCUCCUCCGGGGACUGCGUGGGUCUGGUUAGAGUUCCGAUUUGGUCCGUUGUGGCGGAGGAGAAUCAUAAUCUGCCCCCGACUUGGUUUUCAGUUGAGAGGCCUAAGAGUGCGAAAUCAAUCAACAGGGACUGUGCUAUAGAUAGAUUGGAUAUUGAAAUACGUACUAUGGGUGUUCUUAAUUGGAAGUGUAUGGAGUUCACUAAUAUGAACUCCAACUGCCUUGUGUACAGCUUAGCUAUAGAAUUCAAAACAGGGAAACUUCUUCUUGCUCUAUCCCUGCAUGGAAAAGAUUACACUUCAGCUGAAGCCAGUCAUUCGCUGUAUUCAGAAGGUAAAGUCGGUCCAUCUCAUGAUACCCAAGCUCAUGCACCCGAUUCUACAUCCAAAAAGUCACUUGAUGGGAAACAUUUGAUGAAGGCACUCGCUGGACGUUUGGAAAAAUUCCUAAACAAAAAGGAUGAAACAUCCCGUAAUGAAAGUCCAUCAGAGUUAUCUACUCCAUCUGAUUAUGAAGAUUGUCAAAUGGAGCUUCCCAGCUCCUCCAGUUUCCAGGAAUUGAUGGAGCUCUUGCAAUCCAAGAAUGAAAACGUACAAAUGCCUGAUAAUCUCCAAGGUGGCAUCCUAAUCGACCAGACAUACGAGGUUUCACCAAAGGAUCUAAAUAUGGUUAUAUUUGCUCCCGAUUCCGACUUCAAGACGAAUUUAGCUGACUUGCAAGGGAUGACUGAACUGCAAGAAAGCCCUUGGAAAUGGGAAUCGGAAGGUUUGAGAAGAGUUGUUACAUAUAUAAAAGCAGCAAGCAAGUUAGUUAAGGCCGUUAAAGCCACCGAGGAGCAAACGUAUGUUAAGGCAAACGGUAAUGAAUUUUCCGUUCUUGUUAACGUGAGCACACCAGAUGUCCCGUACGGAAACUCUUUUAAAGUUCAAUUGCUUUAUAAGAUAAUGCCAGGUGUUAUGUUAUCAUCCGAGAACCAGUUGGCUCGUCUUGUCGUGUCUUUUUCUGUCAACUUUAGUCAAAGCACGAUGAUGAAAGGGGUGAUCGAGAGUGGAGCCAAGCAGGGACUGAAAGAAAGUUUCGAUCAAUUCUCGGGCUUGUUGUCUCAAAGGUUCAAAGUUGUGAAAGCUAGUUCGGACAAAGAACAGGUGUUGGCGACUAUGGAGACCGAGCAAGAGUCCGAUUCGGAACUAGCCGUGCAUUAUUUCUGGAAUUUCACAGUGCUCUCGACUGUUUGUAUGUUGUUAUAUGUCGCUGUUCACAUAUUUCUAUGUAAAUAUAACAAGCUGCAAGGGUUGGAAUUUCAAGGACUUGAUUUACCCGACAGUUUUGGAGAAGUUGUCACAUGUGGCAUACUGGUUCUUCAGUUGGAACGCGUAUAUUUCAUGAUUUCACACUUUGUGGAGGCUCGAUUACGAAGAGGAAGUGAUCAUGGGGUCAAAGCACAAGGUGAUGGAUGGGUGCUUACUGUAGCUUUGAUUGAGGGGACAAAUUUAGCUUUGAUGAAUUCAACUGAAAUCCCGGAUCCUUAUGUUGUAUUUACUUGCAAUGGCAAGACAAGAACUAGCUCGGUCAAGCUCCAAACUCUUGAUCCUCAAUGGAAUGAGAUACUCGAGUUUGAUGCUGUUGAUGAGCCUCCUUCUGUAUUGGAUGUGGAGGUCUUUGACUUUGAUGGACCCUUUGACCAAGUAUCCUCAAUUGGGCAUGCGGAGAUCAAUUUUCUGAAGCACACGGCUUCAAAACUUGCCGAUCUGUGGGUCCCUCUGGAUGGUAAACUUGCUCAGUCCUCUCAGUCGAAAUUGCACUUGAGAAUUUUCCUGGACAAUAAUAAUGGAGUGGAAACAAUUAGAGAUUAUCUAGCGAAUUUGGAGAAGGAGGUUGGAAAGAAGUUGAACCUAAGAUCCCCUCACAGGAAUUCAGCCUUCCAAAAAUAUUUUGGAUUGCCUCCUGAAGAAUUUCUCAUAAGUGAUUUCUCAUGCUCGUUGAAAAGAAAGAUGCCAUUGCAGGGUCGCCUUUUCCUUUCUGCCCGAAUUGUUGGAUUCUACUCGAACUUAUUUGGACACAAAACUAGGUUUUAUUUCCUGUGGGAAGACAUUGAAGAUAUUCAGGUGCAUCCACCUUCCCUAUCAACAGUUGGAAGUCCAUCAGUCUUGAUAAUUUUGCACAAGGGUCGAGGACUCGAUGCCAGACAUGGAGCCAAGAUUUUAGAUGAACAUGGCCGGUUGCAUUUUCACUUCCAUUCUUUUGUUUCCUUCAAUGAUGCUAGCAGGACAAUUAUGGCCUUGUGGAGAACAAGAACAAUAGAAGCAGAUCAGAAGGCUGAAUUUGCAGACGAGCAGGUGGAUGAUGAUGAGAAGCCUUUUCUAAUUGAAGACACUGGAUCGUAUCUUGUUGUUGACGAUGCAAUGUUGACCAAUGUUUAUACAGUCGAGUUGCCUCUGAAUCUCAAAUCAUUGAUGAAGAUGUUUGAUGGAGGAGAGUUGGAACACAAAGUGAUGACCAAAUCUGGCUGUCUUAACUAUACGACAACUACUUGGGACAAUUUGACGUCUGACAUACAAGAAAGACACGUUUCUUACAAAUUUAACCGACGAAUCUCGAUCUUCGGAGGUGAUGUUACAUGCACGCAGCAAAAAUCACCUUUACCGAAUAACGGUGGAUGGGUUGUAAACGAGAUUAUGACCCUUCACAAUGUCCCGUUUGGCGAUCACUUCCGAGUUCAGUUCAGAUACCAAAUCGAAAAAUCGACAUUUGCGCACAAUUCAUGCAAGUUUGAUGUUCAUAUUGGGGUGAUGUGGCUGAGGAGUACCAAAUUUGAGUCCAGAAUUACGAAGAACAUUAUCGGGAAGUUUACGAAUCGGUUAGAAGAAAUACUGCAGCUGGUGGAAAGGGAGAUUCUGCUAACAAGCCAAUGAAGUAUAUAUGUCGUGACAUUUACAUUUAGCAAAUAGGGUUAAUUAUGUGUUUACUAAUCCUGAGAUAUAAUCAUAUAGCCUCAUUUGUCAAUGCUGAUAUCACUACAUAUAAAGGGAUGAUUAUAGCUGAGCUGAUGUAUACUUUUAAUGGUGUUACUAAUUAGUUUGGUAUGCUUACACAGAAGGCAAUAGUACUAUUGUUUGGAAGUACUAUGACAUAUUUUUGAGUAAAACUAAAAUAUAAUAAAGUACUGUAGAAACAUUAACCUAA